Diaporthe amygdali is the source of this 1659-nucleotide messenger RNA. RefSeq names its product stam-binding protein. The record is from RefSeq and is a predicted model, not a curated record. Lineage: Eukaryota; Fungi; Ascomycota; Sordariomycetes; Diaporthales; Diaporthaceae. Gene Ontology annotation, biological process: protein K63-linked deubiquitination. Gene Ontology annotation, molecular function: metal-dependent deubiquitinase activity; K63-linked deubiquitinase activity; protein binding. The transcript is spliced from 3 exons. Bases 1 to 1659 code for a protein of 552 amino acids. Gene Ontology annotation, cellular component: endosome; membrane.
AUGAACACCACUUGGACUUUGCCAGACCGGCCGCUGAGUGUCAAGGAGAUUGACGUGGAGGCCAGAAAGUUCGAGUUUAAUGGUCUCGUCGCCCUGAAGCAAUGGCUGCGCGCCGCCGAUACCCUCCUCCGUCAGGGCAACAUGUAUGCUCGGGAAGGCAACAUGAGCCAAGCCUACCUCCUCCUCCUCCGAUACUCGACCCUCGUUCUAGAGCACCUUCCCAAGCAUCCCGAGGCCAAGACACCCGAAGGGAAAAGGGGACUGAAGCCGCUCGCUGCGGGCCUGCCAAAGGUCAUCGACACGCUGGCCCACCUGAAGCCCCAGAUUGCCGAAGCCCACGAUGAAUGGGUCAAGAUACAUGCGAGCCAGCGCGAUGGAUCCGUUCAGCUGGAAGGAGAGAAGUCCCCCUACGAGAAACAGGCGGCGAGGGAUCCAGCACUGUCGUGGAACCCAAACGUCCGGGCCAAGCUGUUGGAUGCAGGCGAGCAUCAGGACCUGGCAGUCGACCUUGCCCAACGAGAAAUCAGACGGCGAGAUGCGGCUCGUAAGGCGACCCGCCAAGCUGGGAUUUCGGAAGAGGAAGAGCAGGCACGACGCGGCGCUGGACUCUGGGACGACUGGGACAUUCCUGUCCCUCGGGAUGGAAGGGGCGCUCGUGAUGAUGGUGAUGACAUCAGGCGCAACAUGGACGCUGCGCGACGCAGACUGGACCAAAGCGACCAAGCCGGACGACCACCAAGCCCGGACAGCAACUACUCAUCACGACCAAACAGCUACAGUGUUUAUGAUCGACGACCAUCUUACCAAUACCCUUCCAUUUCGAGAUCCUCGGUGCCGCAGUACGAGGGUUCUGUCGGUGACACGUACAACCGCCGCCCUGUUCGCCCACCUCCUCGUCCAGCGAAAGAGCCCUCAUCGCAGUCCCGUUACGAGCCACAGUCCGCCCCUCCGCGACCGAACAAGGACCCUGUCGCCUCACUCGACUCAGCAUAUAACACGUCCUCGCCGACCGGACAGCCCCAGGCCCCAGAGCUGCCACCGAAGUCGAUGGACCGGAAAGAGCGCUACACCUUCAGGCCAGCGGCCUACCUCGAGAAUGGCACUCCUAUCCGGCCAGUGUUCCUGCCAGAUAGGCUGCGUGACGAGUUCCUCACCAUUGCUGCACAAAACACUAGAAAGGGACUCGAGAUGUGUGGCAUACUGUGCGGGACAUCAGUCAACAACGCCUUGUUUGUAAGCUGCCUCGUAAUACCAAAGCAGACAUGCACCACCGACACCUGCGAGACGGACAACGAGGAAGAUGUCAUCGAGUUCUGCAUGAGGGAGGACCUCAUGGUGUUUGGAUGGAUACAUACCCAUCCGACUCAAACGUGCUUCAUGAGCUCCAGAGAUCUGCAUACUCAGUCUGGCUAUCAGGUCAUGAUGCCGGAGAGUAUCGCCAUCGUUUGUGCUCCAAGAUCUGACCCUUCCUACGGCAUCUUCCGACUCACGAAUCCACCAGGGCUUGACCACAUCCUCCACUGCACACAGUCCUCCACCUUUCACCAGCAUAGCAUCAACGGUCUGUAUACCGACGCUAAGCACCCGGGCGGCCAUGUCUAUCACUCCAACCAGUUAGAUUUUCACAUUGAGGACUUGCGUCAGCCCUCGAGAAUAUAG